Messenger RNA from Fusarium musae, 2712 nucleotides. RefSeq lists its product as uncharacterized. Bases 1 to 2712 code for a protein of 903 amino acids. The record is from RefSeq and is a predicted model, not a curated record. The transcript has 2 exons. Lineage: Eukaryota; Fungi; Ascomycota; Sordariomycetes; Hypocreales; Nectriaceae.
AUGACCCCCCAAGAGAAGCUGGAGUGUCCUAUGCUGCGCUGCCGCAAGCGAUUUGCCAACCACGAGCUCAUGCUCCAGCACCUAUAUUCGUGUAGCUGGCUCUCCACGAGUGAGUAUUGGUGUUACGAAUGCGGGAAAUCCGAACGAUUCAACGAUUCCAAGUGCAAGCGAUGCCUGGGUCACCCAUCACGAAGAAAGAAGAUACUGUCCAUGGCAAAGAGCUUCUUCAACUCCCUCGGCCACAAACCUAAGAGCUCAGCUCUGGAGGAUCUUGACCUUGACAGUGAUAUCGGUGAAACUGAAGCACCACCCAGCUACGACCUCGCAGUGGCACCAAGUGAGCUCGAGCUACCUACGAAUGAGAUCCAUGAGAUUGGCUCCAGUGGGAUAGUUUUACAGCCCAUACUGGAGAAUGAGAACGAGGCAGAGAUAAGCCCGGCCCCCAUGCUCACCCCUUACACCUCAUCGCUGCCUACACAGCACCAGGCACAGACUCUGCCUGCUCACCCCGCCGAGCUCGAAUCAGAUGCAACCCUCAGCGACCCCCUCGAUUUCAUGCUGCCGCCAGGCACUGUUGUCCCUGUAAACCUCAUCGACCCCGGCUGCAACAUGACUUCCGUACGGCCCACCCUUCAGCUUCAUACAGAAGGUCUAGAAGAGUACCGCAGGGAACAAAAGAGACGCAGUAAGGGCCAGGUUGCACCUAGCACCUCGGUUCGCUCGACAGCCAGUACAAACUCCACGUCGAGCACAAAUACGACGGACACUACUUUCAGCAGAGAAAGCUACAAUAUCUCCCCCAUCUCAUCGUUCUCUGAUCAAUGGGCAAGUGCACCAGUCUUCGACUCAGACUUCUCCUCCACUGAGAAUGACUUUGGAAGCCCAGGAGGCCUCCUCAGGACGAACUCGUUCGCCAUAUCUCACAAGGCACCCGCAGCCAAGGGCUGGAACUCGCUCGAAAACGAGGCAGUCAUGUCCUAUGACUCCCAACCGACUGAACUCCCCACAAACAUCCACAUGCUUGAUGCCUUGCCUGCCACUAAGUCUGAUACUACGAAUCUCAACCAGCCCGCUUUCGCAUUGGAUGACUCUUUCCUUUCCUCUACUUUCGACCUCGAUGCAAACAUUGCCCUCAUCGACAAUAAUGUCACGAUGCCACCAUCCCUCCAUCCCAUACCACCUCAACCGAAGGCCGAGUCCUAUCAUAACCCUCGGUCUCUGAUCAGCACGGCAUGGAGUACUCUUCAGAUGCAUGUCGCUGGCUCUCUGACCAAACUUCACCAUAUCACCAAGAACCACCUUGUCAUACAGCUCAGAAAUCUUACGGCUCCAGUGAUAGCUACAAAGGGACUCGAAACUCUCAUGGAUAUCAUCGAAGGUCGACAGCCGACUGUUCCCACCGAUGUCCUCUGUUUUGUUCACUUGGUCUACUGUUUCUCACUUAUUGUUCACGAGCAAGACGCUGCAAACAGAUCUUCCGAUCUUUUUGUUCAAGCGAUGUCGUACAGCGCCUUGUUUUCACGUCAAGAUUGCCAGCUGUACAUACAGAUUGUCGAAACUCUGUGGAAGCCAGCUGAUAUGAGCAAUGCUGACCUCGUGAACUUGGUUCGAGCCAAGACAUCAUCAAUGUCACCCUCGCCUGGCUCGAAGGGUAAAGGAACCGAGUCAGGAAACAUGAUCUCCGCCAGUGUCGACUCGCUAGCGUUUUUAGCAAUGUAUUUCUUAGACCAACUGGAAAUUGCUACCAUCCAUAUGGUAGACGACACAGAAGUUCUAUCAUCUGAUCUCUUUUUGGGCCACUGCAAUAGCCUAGACAGGGCGCACAUGGAUUCGACACAAACCAUGACUGCAAAUCUCGUACUCAAGCACAACUUUCAACUCUAUACUCAUUAUCAAGCCUUUGCAAAUGAUCUGGACAACAUCGCUCGUCGCACCAACUCGGAGCAGAUGCUACCACGGCGCUUAGAACUCGAGCUUAUGGAGUGUGGAAAGAUGUACCUACCUCCAGACGUUUACUUCGACGGCUAUAUCCACUUUGUUCGAGAACAGAUGGAUUCUAUUUAUUGCACAGCUACACCAGGAGGCUCUUACCGGGCUUUCUAUUACCGGCAAUGCAUUGAGCUUAUCAAGACUGUUAUUGGUGCCCCGUUACAAUCGAUGUCUGAGCACGCAGUUCAAAACAGCUCAGUGACGCAGGAUGGCUUUGAUGAUAUCGAUGAAUACUUCAAUGUCAUGUCGCCGAACAACUUCAAUUUUAGCUCGGUUGGCCCAUUUGAUGCAGGGCAACCUUUGGACUUCUCAUGCCUGCCGAACACAAUUGAUCCUGGCACCUUGAACCCGCUACCACUUCCUACGCCUGCAGACACGAAUUCGGUGCAGGCAACUUCAACGGCCGCAAAUUCACCUCCUUCUCCAGCUCCAGCAGCAUCCUCCUCCUCAUCAACAGCAAAAAUCAGGUCGGACAGUAGUUGCAAACUGUGCGGAUAUACACCUGAAGGUGAUCCUCGAUGGUUCAGCGGCAGUAUGGCCAAGCACAUGAAACUACAACACUCAACAAAACCUCCCACCAUCUACCGCUGUCCAUAUCCCGGCUGUACAAGUCAGUACAAGAAUAGACCAGACAAUUUGCGCCAACACCAGAUAGAGAAGGGUCACUUUCUAGAGGGACAAGACGUUGUAAAGCGAUCGAACAAGCGACGCAAGAUCGAGUGA